Messenger RNA from Lactuca virosa, 222 nucleotides. Lineage: Eukaryota; Viridiplantae; Streptophyta; Magnoliopsida; Asterales; Asteraceae. The record is from the annotation of a GenBank genome assembly.
AUGUAUACAAUAUUCAAAAUUAAGAAUUUUGAUGUAGUUGCUGUUGGUUCUGGGCAUCAAGGGUGUUAUGGUUAUCCUUGCCCACCUUUUAAGAUUAUCAUCCUCAAUGAUGCAAAUUCAAUGACCGAAGAUGCACAUAAUGCCUUAUGUCAUACAAUGGAAACCUACUCUGAUACACAGAUGGGGAAAUACUACCACAACAUGUUCCCAAACCAAGAGUAA